AGAAGAAUGAGUAAAGCCUUGAGCUGACACAGCGACAGCGACGAUGACCAAAAAAAAGUCAAUGAAGCACAAGAAAGAACUAAAGAAAGAAAGACCAUCCACAUCCUCUUGUGAAGAUCAGGAAGAAGAUGACCCAAAGAGAUCUGGCAGUUCUAAGAGCAAAAGCAAGCAUAAUCAUGCUCACAGACGGAGCACUGGCAGCCCUCGGUCUCCAAGAGAAGAUAGCGUCAAGACAUUUAAACACAAACAGUCAGAUGAAAAGAAACAGAAGUUCUCUCGGGACAGUGAUGGAGCAUCACAUGACUCAGGGAAACACUCUUCAUCUAAACAUCAUUCCUCAUCCACAAGGAAGACCUCAAGCAGCAGCUCCAGUAGCCAAGCUCCAAAAUCCAAGCCUGUUUCCGAAACUGUAAGCAAACACUCAGAGGAAGUGAUUGAAACGAGAAGGCCUGCUCCAAAACAGUCCCAUCCAAAAAGCAGCCAAGACUGGUCUCUCACUGAGGAACAAAGGAAGAAGCUCCUGAAGAGAAGGUCCUCCAAGCAGGAGGAUGAUUACCCUGUACCAAAGCGCCAUUCCAGACAGGAACGGGCUGAUGGUGGCACACACAAAAAGUCUGACAAGCUGUGCCAAGAUGGAAAGGAGUUGGAAGUGAGAAAGUCUAAGAAGUCAGGUGAAGAUCACGUCUCGGAAUGGAAAUGCCAGGAUGGAGAGGAGCUAGAGGUGAAAAAGUCCAAGAAGUCAGGUGAAGAUCAUGUCUCGGAAUGGAAAUGCCAGGAUGGAAAGGAGCUGGAGGUGAAAAAGUCUAAGAAGUCAGGUGAAGAUCAUGUCUCUGAAUGGAAAUGCCAAGAUGGAGAGGAGCUAGAGGUGAAAAAGUCUAAGAAGUCAGGUGAAGAUAACGUCUCUGAAUGGAAAUGCCAAGAUGGAAAGGAGCUGGAGGCGAAAAAGUCUAAGAAGUCAGGUGAAGAUCACGUCUCUGAAUGGAAAUGCCAAGAUGGAAAGGAGCUGGAGGCGAAAAAGUCUAAGAAGUCAGGUGAAGAUCACAUCUCGGAAUGGAAAUGCCACGAUGGAAGGGAGCUAGAGGUGAAAAAGUCCAAGAAGUCAGGUGAAGAUCACGUCUCUGAAUGGAAAUGCCAAGAUGGAAAGGAGCUGGAGGUGAAAAAGUCUAAGAAGUCAGGUGAAGAUCAUGUCUCUGAAUGGAAAUGCCAAGAUGGAAAGGAGCUAGAGGUGAAAAAGUCCAAGAAGUCAGGUGAAGAUCACGUCUCGGAAUGGAAAUUCAAAAGUGAUGAGAAAACAUGGACCGAAAGCUUAUCCAAAGAGCCUCCUGUGGUCAGCAAACCUCCAGCAUCUGAAGUUACACCAAACGUUUCACAUCAAGGUGGUCAUAAAGUACAGCAUGAGCCUGCACUGCAUUCAACCCUCAAAGCCAAAACCUCAUCCAAACUUGGUCUUCCAAUUACUUUCAAAAUUCCAAAGAAGCUUAGUGUUUUAAAGGCACGGACAGAAAUUUGGGACGCAGCCCUUGCUGAGAAAAAACCUUCCUUUAUUGGUAAACAUGCGUCGCUUGUUUCCGCAAAGAAACAAUCUCCGUCUUCCAAGGCUGUCCCUCAGCCGACUGUACAAAGACCUCCUAAAGUUUCUUCUCAGGUUCCUCUUUACUCCGCUCCUCAAAAACCUUUCUGCUUACCAGAAGAUAAGUUACUACAUGACAGAGAAACAAAAGACACAAGCUCUCCAAGCAAAACUCCACCUGUGGUAAAACAUGUUAGUCAUCAGACCAUUUCUGCUGAGCCCACGGAAAAUACUGAUGAUGACCAGGAGAUGCAGCUGGUUGAGGAGUUGCACCAGGCGCGCACUAACAGACAACUGCAGGUGAAUGUAGUGGAGAGCUAUGGAGAGCUUACCGGCAUGGAUGUGGAUCCACCAGAAGAGGGCACCACUGUUACAUUCAGUCAGGAGCCGUGCCAGAGAGACGUCCUCAUAGUUCUUGAUACCAACGUUCUGCUUAGUCACCUGGACUUUGUAAAGAAGAUAAGGUCCCAUGGACUUGGAGCGCUAGGAUUUCCAAAACUGCUGGUCCCCUGGGUGGUUCUGCAGGAGCUGGACUCUUUGAAGAGUGGAAAACUGUCCAAGGAUGUGGAGCGCAAAGCUCGGCCGGCCGUCGACUACAUCUACAACUGUCUAAAGAACCAGGAGCCACGUCUCUUAGGCCAGUCUAUGCAGCUAGCCUCCCAGGCUGCCUAUGGCCUGAACACUGCCAAUAAUGAUGACCGAGUGCUGCAAUGCUGCCUGCAGUAUCAGAAGUUGUAUCCAGAUGGCGCUCUCAUCCUGUGCACUAAUGACAAGAACCUGUGCAGUAAAGCUCUGCUGAGUGGAGUGAAGACCCUGAGUAAAGCAGACUUACAGCAGCAGGCUGAAGUGAACCCUGCACACUUCAACUACAGCUACAGCUCUUCUGAUGCUUCUCCAUUUGUUACCCCUGUCAAGGAAGGCCAGAAUGAAAGGUCGAGAAGGGCAAAUGAGGAGGAAGAGGUGAACAGGAGGAAGUCAGCUGUCAAAGAGCGAGAACUGAGUGAAUGUGUGUCCAUGCUGGAGAGCAGUUUGCGGAGUUCUCUGGCUGCGGUACUGGAGGAAGAGAUGAAGGCUGCGUUUGGAGAACUGUGGACAGAGAUAGUGUACGUGAAGCCUCCAUGGACUCUGGAGGGUCUGCUGCAGUGUUUUAAGAAGCACUGGAUCGCAGUAUUUGGGAACAUCAUAAAGAGAACUCUGCUCGGUUGUGUUGAGACGCUCAGCAGUUGUUUUAAGACAGAUGAGUCAGUGGAUUGCAGUUCUAUUCUGUUGGCUGUGUGUGCUGCUGAAGACCUGCUUACAGCACUGAGUAGCAGAUCUGCAUACAGAGGCCAUGUACACUCAACCCUGUCUUGUCUCAAGUCUUUACAUCAAAGGCUACAAGCUCAGCUUCAGCAGACGCCAGCGGAGGACACUGAUGGUGAUACACUGAUGGCGGAGGCUGUCGAGGAUGUCGCACCACCUCCACAGGCUUCCCAUCAAGAAGUGUGGGCUUUGUUCGAGAAUAUCUGGAAUAAUGUGUGCAACGUCAGCUCAGCCCUGUUCACAGCAUUACACUUCUCUCCUGGCUCAGAAGAUUCUGUGCAGCACCUUCACACUUGCCCUCCUCAGGAUGCCCUUAACUGCCUCCACAGGCUCUCUGCUGCUCUCGGGCAGUUGCUUGAAGCUUUUCAGAGGUUACUUUCUGUAGACAGCACUGUAGAAGACGCUCAGGCUCUGCUUGCCUUUAUUCAAACUAGUACGAUUGCUGCCAUGGAACCACGAUUUAAUGCCCAGGACCUGCUUGAGUGCCUGUCUCAUCAGGAAUACAGAGAGAAGCUGUGUGUAGGAGGAUCCCAAAUGAUGGAGCUCAAAGCCAAUCUGGAUCGAUGUGGAAAGUGUUAUGAUUAAAUCUGGUUAGCGCUCAUCCUGAUGUUCAGCAUUAUUGAACUGUAGUAUAUCUCUGCCUCUUUUUAUAUGAGGCCUCUUCUUUUUUUACCACUCAAAGUUUUAAAAUAAUGCUGUUGUUUUUUUUUUAAAUGCUCCAACGACUCUACACAACUCCUGUCUGUGGUUUAAAUUUGGUUUCUAAUAGUAUAUUGCAACCAGAAUGUACAACAUUGAUGUAGGAGAAAAGCAACAUCCACUCUUUGUAUAGCCAGUUUGUAGUGGAUUAACCAAGAGGUAUUUGGUGCCCGGUGUUUGCUUUAUUAUUUUGCUCUGGAACUUUGAUACUCUAAUAAUAAAUGGACC
Messenger RNA from Trichomycterus rosablanca, 3799 nucleotides. RefSeq names its product SWT1 RNA endoribonuclease homolog (gene swt1). The coding region runs from base 44 to 3457 and encodes 1137 amino acids. Gene Ontology annotation, cellular component: nucleus. The record is from RefSeq and is a predicted model, not a curated record. The transcript is spliced from 18 exons. Lineage: Eukaryota; Metazoa; Chordata; Actinopteri; Siluriformes; Trichomycteridae.